Messenger RNA from Corylus avellana, 639 nucleotides. The record is from RefSeq and is a predicted model, not a curated record. NCBI's taxonomy places the organism in Eukaryota, Viridiplantae, Streptophyta, Magnoliopsida, Fagales, Betulaceae.
AUCUGAGUCCGAGGUUGCUUUGGAGCUUCAAAUCAAACCAAAUUGGUUCAGGACAAAAAAAAAUCAAACCAAAUUGAACCGAUUGCUUGCCGGGUCUAUGCAUUUCCUUUGAUAAUUUUAUGCUUUGGGGAACCAAGCAAAUCAAUCUCAGGCUGGUAAAACGAAGAAGAAAAGAGAGUUUUUUGACGAACAGAUGAGAUGAAGAGAAUGCAAUUCAAGAUGUACGGUUCGUUCGGGUCCAGAGUGGUGGUGCUGCUUUUGUUUCUGCUUCUGGGCAUAAGCAAUUGCGUAGCACAAGCUUCUUCUUCUUCUGAGGCUACUAUGCACACUAACAACUGGGCUGUUUUGGUCUGCACCUCUCGCUUCUGGUUUAAUUAUCGACACAUGGCUAAUACUUUAUCAUUGUAUAGGACAGUUAAGCGGUUAGGAAUACCUGAUGAGAGGAUAAUACUCAUGCUGGCAGAUGAUAUGGCUUGCAAUGCUAGAAACAAAUACCCUGCACAAGUUUUUAACAAUGAGAACCACAAACUUAACUUGUAUGGAGAUAAUGUUGAGAAUUUGAAUGGCCCAGUUGAUAUUACAUUUAGUAUCCAAGCCAUAGACAUCAUCUAUAAUGGGACUGUCGAGAGCUUGGAAUGA